AUGGUUCUGUCCCUGCAGGUGAGUGGAGACAGGCCAGGACUUCAAAUCCUUGCGAGUUUGCUCGCGUCGAGACUUGGGUUGGGCUCACUUGAGCAUCACCCCCUUGCAGUGCAAGUGUCCAUGGACUUCGUGGUGCGGUGCAUGCAGUGCAAGGAUCGUGUUUUGCACUCGGACAUUCGAGCGCAGUGCUUCCGUGCUGAGCACCGGAUUCCAAGCACCGCCAUAGCAAGGCUUCGACUUCGGCUCAUUUCCCUGCGUGAGUUGCGUGUGCGUGCAGUCGCCUUCUUGGACUUUGCCGGCGUUGGCCGGGGUCUCUCUGCGAUAUGCGACAUGCUUUCAAAGAAGGCACGGCUUCGCAUUGGAGUUUCUUCUCCAGCAUCUAAAGUCACGCGGCAUCCCAUACCGCUUCCCGCCGCCACCAUCGCACCGCGCGGGAAGAGCUUCUCUGUCUCAGUUUGGUGGUUGCUCUGCUGCAUAAUGCUGGCGAAACGCUUGCCUUGCUCAACUCCAGACCGCAGCUCCUUGGAAAGCUGA
Molecule: messenger RNA, 534 nt
Organism: Symbiodinium necroappetens
Lineage: Eukaryota; Dinophyceae; Suessiales; Symbiodiniaceae
Source: the annotation of a GenBank genome assembly